Molecule: messenger RNA, 258 nt
Organism: Leptosia nina
Lineage: Eukaryota; Metazoa; Arthropoda; Insecta; Lepidoptera; Pieridae
Source: the annotation of a GenBank genome assembly
AUGGCGCAGUUUAGCGCAAUAGUGAACCGGUCUACGGGUUCGUGUAGCGCGCAUAAAUCUACGAGGUCCGCUAAACGUAGAGCCGUGACAGCACAGUGUUCGCUUAUCUUAAUUGCUCUGCGAGAUACGAUCGAGCUGGAAUUUAUCUGCGGUUCCUCCACUGCUGGACUUUUUAAACCGCAUUGUAAAAAGUCUAAUGAUAGUGAUCGGGAUUCUGCAGCAGCAGCUAUUUAUUUUCCGACGAUGGAUCCAGCUUAA